Molecule: messenger RNA, 3646 nt
Organism: Sebastes umbrosus (honeycomb rockfish)
Lineage: Eukaryota; Metazoa; Chordata; Actinopteri; Perciformes; Sebastidae
Product: CUB domain-containing protein 1-like
Exons: 8
Coding region: 208-2283 (691 amino acids)
Source: RefSeq, a predicted model, not a curated record
CUGCUGCUGCUGCUGCUGACACACGCUCACACAUACAGGAAGUGGAGGAGUUGUGUCUCAUCAGCCUCGAGCGCAGCUUCACCUACACGCAAGGGAACAUUUGGGCGCAUAAAGGGUCGCAGAUCUGGACGAGAAGUUAUGAAAUAUGUGCAGAAAGAUCUCCACUGAUUUCCCUCUGGAUCAAACAGAAACACACUGUAGGACAGCAUGUUAUUAUCAAGAGUCACCAGUCUGCUUCUACUGCUCACACUCAUCGCCUGCACUGUAUCAGGGGUUCAGAAGCUGACCGUCACCCCUGACAGAGGCACCACCAUCAGAAUCAGCAGCAGUCAGGUCAAAGGUUGCAAGGGGUGCAUCGUGGCAGGACGCUCGCGACAAUGUGAUCCACCCUUCGUGCUAACAGGCAGCACCAGUGUCUCAGUGGAGUUUGACUGCACCAGACCUCAAGAUGUAUUCAGCGUGGAAAUUGUGCAAAAUAUAGAGUGUACCACAAAGUCGUGCAACGGCCACAUCAUCCAGUCUGACGCCGGCUCGCUUCCUUUUCUGAAUUUUAACCGCAAGUUCACCUGGAACCUGAAGGCCUCUGCGCCGAAAGCACUCAAAAUAGACUUCAGCAACACGGGUAUGAGACAGAUUAAUCCAUCUGAGGGAUGUCCAGACAGACACAGCUACACCCUGCAGGCCCUCCAGACUACGGGGAAGGUGGCCGUGGGGAAAUACUGCAGAACGGGGCCUGACAGUAGCGCUCAGAUACUGAAUCAAGGCAGCUUUUCUCUGGACAUCCCGGCAGGGCAGAAGCUGGACAAUGGCCAGUUUCAGGUGUCUGUCGGGGAGGAAAUCAAGAUGUUGUGUAAAGUGGAUGUGAGCAAAAUGAAGGGCAUUUCUCUUCACUUGGAGAAGUUGAAAUCGGCGUCUGACUGCAAGAUGAGAAUAAACUCUGUGUUGAAGGAGAACGUCACAGUCACAUCGAAGACUGACCUGACUUUCCAGGACUGCCUUCCUGAAGAUGUAAAAGUCACCGCCACGAGAGCCAUAGAGUGUAGUCAACUCAACGGCUGCCCGAACUGCUCCCGUCUGUUGGUGCCCAUGCUGCCGACCUGCCUCCCCUUCCCUCUGAGAAGCAUGACCUGGACUUUCCGUAUUCCUAUGUCGGGCACCUUGGUGCUGAGCUCACCCACCGGGACCCUCAAGCAGUCCAUAAAUGGGCAGCAAUGCAACGACAGCAUCAUAUUCGAAGUGGCCGAAGAUGACGGCACAUCUGUCGGAACCUUCUGUCCUCAGGGAACCAUACAGAAGGUCCAAAUCCGCGCCAAUGUGUCCGUCACUGUGUCCGGCAUUAAGGGUAAAGCACUAAGGACGCCUGUCAAGUAUGUGCUGAAUGCCCUUUAUAAAGACGAGAUAUCAGAAAAAUACAUAUUCAAUGUAUCCCCAAAGGGAGACUCCCCUGUCUUCUUGGCAACUCCUGGUUGGCCAAAAGGAAUGAUGGCUUCCUCCACCGUCUCCUGGAUCGUCUCCGUUCCCCCGAAGAUGGAGGCUCGCCUGGUGUUUGACAACAUCAGCCAGCCUAAGUGCGAGGAGGGCCACACCGGCAUCAAGGUGCAGAGAGUCGGCUUCCUGGAGCUGGACUACAGCCGCAGGGAGGACAUGAAUGCAGAGAGCCACACCGUCUCUGGCAAAUUCUACCUCAACAUGUCCAACUGUAGUCCUGAGAGAGGAGACUUCAGGGUCUUCACCAAGAUCACCCUGCAGAAGAGCAAGAACGUUCUGCUGACCAUCAUCCUGAGUGUGGUGGCUGUUCUGUUGGUCAUUUUUGUCAUCGUGCUGAUAGUGGUCUGUGUGGUGAUUAGGAAGAAGAAGAAAAAGCUGAGUCAUCAAGUGUCCAUCUACAAUCCCAGCGGCACCGUCUUCCUGCCAGGACAAAACGGCUUCCCAAGAUCACGCGAGGACAGCGAGUCCCACGUGUACGCCUCCAUUGACGACGAGCUGGUCUACACGGACCUGCUGAGAAAGGGAGUGGAGAUGGGCAUCUACGAAGACUUUGAAAUGGACCGGACCUUCGCGAGGCACACUGACUCUCAGAAGCCGCUGGUCUCUGAAGACGCCGGUUCAGACGACACGCCAGUCGGGGUUUACCAGCAGUUUGAGGCUCCUCCGCUUCCCAUCAGGCCCCGGAGCCACGGCCAGCCCCUGGCGGACGAUGUGAUUUGCAAGACCGAGGAGCAAAGCGAAGAGGAACGCUCUCCGAAUCUGGGGCCGCGGCAGGAGCCGGAGGGAGGGAACUGAGGAGAAGAUUGGAUUCAGCUUUCUGCUUUUCUCUUGACCUACUUGAACUUUGAGAUAUUCAUUCCCUGACAUCUUUGUGAUUACCUGCUUCGCAAGAAACCUUUGUUUUUUUCCUCUGGAGUUUAGUUUUGCACCAAAGCCAGGCACGAAAUAACCCUGAUGAAACCCGCCUGCAGCUGUUACCUUGUUUUCUCUCAGAUGAAGGCAGUACAUCAUCAUCUUCUUUAUAUCAGUUUUGCCAAAAGAUCUUUUGUUACUUUCAGGCAAUGACUAUUUUUCAUUUGAGAUAUUUUGUACAUAUGAUUGUUUAUACAGGAGCAAGCGCGUGCGCUGUUUACAUCUCAUUUUUAUCAUUAAACCGCCGAAUAGAGACGACUCUCCGCUGCUGUUGUAAUACGCUGCACUUUAAUGGCAUCAUCACAACAUGAUGGCCUGUAUUGCAGGAGAUUGCAACAGCGGCGUAUGUGCACGGAGUUAGUAUCUUUCUAUUGUUUAUCACUGCUUUUGCACCUGCUAUGGAGACUUCACUAUCAUUACACCUUACAGAGAGGGCAGUUCACUCCUGCUAACACAGUUUAGGAUCUUAGAGGUGUUUUCAGCCAAUUGAGUGCUUUUGUUCUUUUUGGACCCGUUCUUUUGGGAAUAUCAAGACUGAUCUGCUGCUAGCUGUGAUCUGUUUCUCUGGUCAGACAGGGACUUUUUUUGUUUUCUACUUGUGUAUCAUGAUGAAUGAGAAUCACUAGUCAGAGACCAUAUUUUACUAUUUGUUUGGAAGACCACAGACCCCUUCUUAUACAAAACUAAAAUCCUUAAACACUUCGUUUCAGUCUGUGAGCAAAAGGUUACAUCUCACCGUGUCAUUAAUAACAGGUUGCUUUUAAUAGAGAGAUUGUGUGAGGCCUAUAAUUUAACUUAAGUGUGAUGAGUGCUCAUGUGUUGUUGUGAUGACCGACUCAGAUGUUCAGUGUGGAACAACAAACCGAUUCAAAAGUUACAAACCAAGUCCUAACGAAGUCACAGUCAAGUACAGGUUUUUGUAAAAUGCAACAGUUUUUACAUUAACUGUGAUAGAAAACAAUAGCACAGAAUAUUUAAAUCUUUAUUUAGGGUAUUUAUUUCGAUAUUAGGCUGACCAAGAAGAUGUCAGAAUAAUAACUGGUCACAUUUGAGGAAAAAUGGGAUUCAAGUUUUACAAUCAAACAGGUGAAAAAGACUGAAUACAUUGUGUGUUGUUGUGUGUCUUGUAAAGCCACAUCGCCUCCUGCAGUUCAGAAAACGAACUGCAGAGGGAAACAAAGCUCAAAGUUACCAUAAAUCCAUUCUCAUUCCUGAGGAAAUAAAGUGUCCGCUGUAAAACAAUGAA